Penicillium samsonianum is the source of this 1083-nucleotide messenger RNA. RefSeq lists its product as uncharacterized. The transcript is spliced from 3 exons. The coding region runs from base 1 to 1083 and encodes 360 amino acids. Lineage: Eukaryota; Fungi; Ascomycota; Eurotiomycetes; Eurotiales; Aspergillaceae. The record is from RefSeq and is a predicted model, not a curated record. Gene Ontology annotation, molecular function: oxidoreductase activity.
AUGACCGAUCAAGAUGCCUGGGCAAUUCAAAAGACAAUCAUGCAGACUGAAUUUCCCUUUAUUGUGCUCAAGUCACUGCAGUUUGCCCUCUUCCGUACAUAUGGCAUCCCUACAAUAUCCACCCUGCUCCUGAAGACAUCGCAGUUAUCAGACUCUACAACAUCAUUCAAACGAUAUGCCGAUACGGGCACACUGAUCGGCGAAUUCAUGGCCUUUGACCCACGCUCCGAGCGAGCGCAGACAGCAAUAGCCCGAACCAACUUCCUGCACAAGGGCUACCGAGCCAGCGGCAAGAUCCUUGAGGCUGACAUGUUAUACACACUAAGCCUGUUCGCUGUCGAGCCAAUCCGGUUCGUGGAACAAUUCGAGUGGCGCGAGAUGACUGAAAUGGAACGUUGUGCUGUCGGGACAUACUGGAAGAGUCUGGGCGAUGCGCUGGGGAUAAGCUUUGACGCCUUGCCGUCUGGAAAGACUGGCUUCCAAGAUGGGCUUCACUGGUUGGGGGAGAUUGGUGUAUGGAGCGAGCAGUACGAAGUCCAGCACAUGAAGCCACACCCUCGCAACAAAGAGAUUGCGCAAAAGACGAUCGAUGUGCUGGUGUAUAACGUGCCAAACUUCUUGAAGCCGUUGGGUGGGUAUUUCGUGUCAUAUCUGAUGGGAGAUCGACUGCGAACCGCGAUGAUGAUGGAAGAACCACCAGCAUGGUUCAGCGGCAUACUCGCCUUGUCAUUCAAGCUCCGUCAACUAUACCUGCGAUACCUAUCACUCCCACGCCCAAACUUCAUGCGUUUGGACGUGUUUACCGAUAAACUGAACAAACACGGCCGCAACUGGGUGUUGAUAUAUGAAGGAGCCCCGUUCUAUGUGCAGCCCACAAUCUGGAAUCGCUGGGGGCCGAUGGCGUGGUUUAAGUGGGCGCUCGGACAACCUUUGCCUGGUGAUGACGGCGACAAGUAUUACCCACAGGGCUAUCACACCCAUGAUCUGGGACCGAAGUAUUUCGAGGGCAAGGGAUACAAGGAAUUGGAGGGUUUCAAGGAGACUCUUCGUCAACAGCGGAUGGGACAGUGUCCAUUUCCAUGA